Coffea arabica (coffee) is the source of this 906-nucleotide messenger RNA. The record is from RefSeq and is a predicted model, not a curated record. NCBI's taxonomy places the organism in Eukaryota, Viridiplantae, Streptophyta, Magnoliopsida, Gentianales, Rubiaceae.
AUGAGAGUGAAUAAUUAUUGCUAUGAUAUGACUACUGUGAAUCUCAUUCUAUCUUUUAUUAAUUCACUCCAAUUUGUGCUGACAGAGAAAUUUUGUGUGUUUAUACAUGAGAAUCAUACCCAUGCCAUGCUUGCUGAGGAAAUCAAGGAGAAAACCACAGAACUGAGACAUCUCAAAGGUGAAGUGCUAGUAGGACUGAGCAUGGAAGACUUGGUUAAACUCGAAAAAUUGGUUGAAGCAGGGUUAAGUCGUAUUGCCAAAACCAAGGUUCCUGUCAUGGGUGACAAAUUCAUGAAAGAAAUUGGUAUUCUCAAGAAAAAGGAAGCAUUAUUAAAGGAAGAGAAUGCGAAGUUGAGACAGAAAGUAGCAGGCUCAUCGGAAGAGCAAACACCUCUGCUGUAGUGAGGGCUUUCAUCUGAAUCAGUCACCCGCUUAAGCGACCAAGCUGGAAGUUGUCCUCAGGACCUCAACGAUUCAGACACAUUUCUCCAGCUGGGGUAUGUUUGUUUUAAGUCAAACAUGGAUCGGAUAAUUUGUUACAAGAAUAAAAUGAAUUACAUAUGUGGAAUAUAUCCAACAUUUGGAUCUUAUAUCUGGACGACAUGCUGCAUAUCAGUUGAAUGGGGGGCAUCUCAUUCUGUUUGGAAUCAGGAGUGGCAUGAGGAGCAUGCUAAUUUGGAGUUUUUGUUUGAGAUGCACGUGAGCCCACCAGUUGAGAUGAUGUACAACAUCUCGGAGGCUUUUGCUCAACAUGGCUGGAUUCCGAUUCUCAUCUUACCAAACCAUUACUACCCCGACUUGGUGCGCGAGUUUUACGCCAACAUUCAGAGUAAGGCGCGCCACAGUGGAGAAAUGGUUGAGUCCUGGUGCGUGGAAGACGAAUCGUCUUGUCACGUCAAGAUUUGA